AUGGACAUAAGUGCUGAGGGUGGAGCUGGUGAUGCUGGAACCUGGGCGUGGUGCAGCCUCCACAGGGCCAUCAGGGACGAACAAAUUGGCUUUCCUGAACCCACACCACUUCCAAACGGCAACCGAGAGAUCCCCUUUCACCUCAUAGGAGACGACGCAUUUGCUCUCAAGACAUGGCUGAUGAAACUGUACGCCCACCUGUCCCAGAUCCAUAAUGAGAGAGUAUUUAGCUACAGGUUGUCCCAUGCCCGGCGUGUGGUGGAGAAUGCCUUCGGCAUCUUACACCAGAGGUGGAGAAUCUUCUCAACAACCCUACUUGUGAGACCCAGAGUUGUCUGCCUGACAACCAUCUGUGCUUGUCUCCUACACAACCUACAACUCCAGCGCCAACCACCGUAA
Molecule: messenger RNA, 399 nt
Organism: Portunus trituberculatus (swimming crab)
Lineage: Eukaryota; Metazoa; Arthropoda; Malacostraca; Decapoda; Portunidae
Exons: 1
Coding region: 1-399 (132 amino acids)
Source: RefSeq, a predicted model, not a curated record